AGGAGGAGGUUUCAUUCCCCACAGCUCCUCUCAGUUUCUUAGGAUUUCCCUCCCUGGACGCUGCUGCUCUAAGUGCCUUCUCUCCAGGGCCAUACUCUUCCAUAUCUGGAGCUGGUUUUGGGCAAUACAGUGAAGUGGACUGAAUCAGACGCGACAGCAACGCAGAAGCUCAAUUUUACUAUUUAUGGUUAAAUUAAAUCUGUUCGGAAAGGUGUUUGGUGGACCUGAGGAUUACUGACUGUAGGAAAGCAGGAAAAGUGGUAACUUGGCUGAUUUAAAACCUCACAAGUCCCAUAAGUAGAUGUCUGAUCAAUUGUUUUGACUGUUUGGACAAUCCAGCCUUAUUCUGCCCAGUUUUUACUUUGCAUGCAAUUGAGCUUUUUAUAUCUUGACUGACAGGUCUGUUUUAAAAGAUGAUCUCAUCCUGAAUGUUUUGAGCGAAUGCCGCUAAGACUAGAAAGUCAAAUUGUCCCCGGCUUGCAGAUAAACAGUAUUUACAGUAUGUUGUUGUUGCAGAGCUAAGGUUUCAGAAACUGCUUUUGUGGUUGGCAUAUAUAAUGGGGUAAUUUAUUUACAUUUGCUAAUGUUGUUUUGCCGUUUUAUGGCAUGGACGAUGAGAAGACCAGAGUAUUUCUGUUCUCAGAUGUUCAUUAUUUCAGUAAGUCAGCUGGAUUCACCCGGACUUUCUCACACCUAAUGUGAGCAAAAUAAUGAAAAUGGACCAAGAGUCUGUACCAAAUCUUUCCCAAAAGACAUUUUCAUCUAAAACCAAGAAUUUAUUAGUGUAAACUAUGACGUGAGGACCGAUAAUAGCUGUUUGGAUUAAGAGGGUGAGCAGUAACUUGUGACUUUGCUGAGCUCCUGCGGGUGCGUACAGGAGGAAAGCCUGGAAAGUGACUCUAAACGUCUCGUUUAAUGCACUGUAAUAAAUGGCUCGUGACACAACCCCCAUUUUCCCUCAUGGGUCUAGAGAGGGAGGUUUUCCAUAUAUGUCGGCUCCCACAUAUUUUCCACUUCAGCAUCAGUGUUGACAUUAGAGCAGCCUUCGUCCAGCUCGCUGGCCUGGCUCUCAUGCUGUCUCCUGGUCCUGGAAACAUUCCACGAUUCCUGAUUACCUCUGUUGAAAACACUUGUUGUUGACUUGCCUGGCCCAGCUUUACUCUGGGCCAACCCAGGUUUCCUUUCGUCUUAUCCCGCCGGGGGCCAGGCCUUUUCGUGCAGGCUGGGCCCUGAGUGGGCUCCCCCUGUCCUGAAGUCAUGGGGAUCCAGGGCAUGGAGCUGUUUGCCAUCGGCGUGGUCAUCAUCCUUUUCAUGGCAGUUCUCAAGCAGUUUGGCAUCUUGGAGCCCAUGUCCUCAUUUGAAGAUGACAGCAGCGACAGUGAUUUGGAGUUAUCGACAGUGCGUCACCAGCCAGAAGGGCUGGACCAGCUGCAGGCUCAGACCAAGUUCACCAGGAAGGAGCUUCAGUCUCUCUAUCGAGGCUUCAAGAACGAGUGUCCCAGUGGGAUGGUUGAUGAGGAGACAUUCAAGACCAUCUAUUCUCAGUUCUUUCCCCAAGGAGAUGCUACCACAUAUGCUCACUUCCUGUUCAACGCAUUUGACAUAGACAGAAACGGUUCAAUCCGCUUUGAGGACUUUGUCAUCGGCCUGUCAGUGUUGCUCAGAGGUUCAGUCACUGAGAAGCUCAACUGGGCCUUUAACCUCUACGACAUUAAUAAGGAUGGCUACAUCACCAAAGAGGAGAUGCUGGCGAUUAUGAAGUCAAUCUAUGACAUGAUGGGGAGGUACACCUACCCCUGUGUGCGAGAUGAAGCACCCUAUGAACACGUGGACAAGUUUUUCCAGAAAAUGGAUAAAAACCGAGACGGUGUGGUGACCAUUGAAGAGUUCAUUGAGACCUGUCAGAAGGACGAGAACAUCAUGAACUCCAUGCAGCUGUUUGAGAAUGUGAUAUAAAGAAUCAGAAAGCUGUCAGUUGUUUUUCCUUCAUUAGCAUCACAUCUACAACUCACAAACAAACACAGCACACCCAUGCAAACUCAUCCUGGCAUACAAUGUAGGAACUGUAGCGUUUUUUGUGUUUCUCACCGCGCUCCUUUAGCUGUAUCUUGCAACUGCUUCUGGAUUGAAAGGACUGCUACAGACAGAAGAAGAGCUUCCUCAGUAUACCUCCUGUCUAUCAUAGUGUGUUUUUGUGUCCUACUUGAAGAAUCAGAAGAGCUCCUUGUGUUUUUAUCAAGGAAUAAGGACGCUUACAAUAAUCCACUGACCUGAGCACACAAGGAUACAAGCUUUAACACUAAUACACUUCGUCUCUCUCUCACACACACACACACACACACACAAAAACACACUCUCACAUACACACUGAUCCGCUGUUUCCUCAAAAGGUUUUAAAGCACUGGAUGAAGUGAACUACGAGCAGCACGGAGGAAUAAAACGAAAUGAACUAAAGCAUGUUUGUCAUCAAAUAUGUGAUGUGGAAUGAGCUUGCACUAAAAUUUUACGUAUUAUGUGCUCCUGAAGUAAAGGCACUGUAGAUACCUGCACCUGAUACACCACUGGUGGAAACCAGUGUAUGUAUAUAUGUAUAGUUAACAGUUAUAUACCCUACGUUGUAUUGGUCUCAUCUGUGCUGCACUGAGUGAUGGAAUAGGACCAGAGUAUUUGUUUAAAAAAAUCUCUGUGUUAAUCAGUUUGACAUCGUGUUUAGUAGCAAAAUUUAAAUGUAUUAUUCAAAUAUUUCUCUCUCUCUUUUUUAUUUUGAAAGAUGUCGGAUUAUGUUUAACUGGUCAGAUUGGAAAUGUUGAGUCUGUUCAGUACUGUGAGGAAACAAAAGGACUGUUAAAAGUGUGUUCUUGUGCUGAAUUAAGGCUUUAUCUUGGUUCUUCAGUAUCUAUGAGCAUGCUGACUCUUAAGUGCCACAGUAUUAUGUACAGUACAGUUAGACCUUUUGUGAUGUUGGUUCAUUAAAGAUGCUGUUGACAGGUGA
Micropterus salmoides (largemouth bass) is the source of this 2992-nucleotide messenger RNA. RefSeq names its product Kv channel interacting protein 3b, calsenilin (gene kcnip3b). Gene Ontology annotation, biological process: negative regulation of transcription by RNA polymerase II; regulation of potassium ion transmembrane transport. Gene Ontology annotation, cellular component: nucleus; voltage-gated potassium channel complex. The transcript is spliced from 8 exons. Gene Ontology annotation, molecular function: RNA polymerase II cis-regulatory region sequence-specific DNA binding; DNA-binding transcription repressor activity, RNA polymerase II-specific; calcium ion binding. The coding region runs from base 1258 to 1956 and encodes 232 amino acids. The record is from RefSeq and is a predicted model, not a curated record. NCBI's taxonomy places the organism in Eukaryota, Metazoa, Chordata, Actinopteri, Centrarchiformes, Centrarchidae.